Molecule: messenger RNA, 1292 nt
Organism: Saprolegnia parasitica CBS 223.65
Lineage: Eukaryota; Oomycota; Saprolegniomycetes; Saprolegniales; Saprolegniaceae
Exons: 2
Coding region: 44-1243 (399 amino acids)
Molecular function (GO): oxidoreductase activity, acting on the aldehyde or oxo group of donors, disulfide as acceptor
Source: RefSeq, a predicted model, not a curated record
AAGAAAUUGGUUUUUAUUCAGCAAAAGUCGACCAACCACUGAAAUGCUCGGUCGCCUCCUCGCGACGAAGGCGCUGCCCCGCGCCGCCACCCGCGGCUUCGCCGCUGCCGCCGAAGGCCACAAGUUCCAGCUCGCCAACUCGUUCAAGCUCCACAACUUGGAGAGCGGCCCCGAAGGCGGUGACUAUGCGUACGCGACGCGUGAAGAGCUCCUUGGCUACUACAAGCUUAUGUACACGAUGCGCCGCAUGGAGAUCACGUGCGACAACGAGUACAAGGCGCGCACGAUCCGCGGUUUCUGCCACUUGUACGAUGGCCAGGAGGCUGUCGCGACCGGUGUCGAGGCUGCGUUGAACCGCACCGACUCGUGGAUCACGUCGUACCGCUGCCAUUGCACGAUGCUCGCGCGCGGCGGCUCGGUCACGGGCAUCCUCGCCGAACUCUUUGGCAACAAGAACGGCGCGAUCGGCGGCAAGGGCGGCUCGAUGCACUUUUACAACAAGAAGAACAACUUUUACGGCGGCCAGGGUAUCGUCGGCGCGCAGGUGCCGGUCGGCGUCGGUCUCGCGUUUGCGAGCAAGUACAACCACAAGGGCGACGGCCCGAUGCCGUGCUCGAUCACGAUGUUCGGUGACGGCGCCGCCAACCAGGGCCAGAUCUGGGAGGCCGCCAACAUGGCGGCGCUCUGGAAGCUCCCGUCGAUCAUCUGUAUCGAGAACAACCACUACGGUAUGGGCACGUCGACUGAGCGCCACUCGUCCAACCAGGUCUACUACACGAUGGGCAACAAGAUCCCGGGCAUCUGGUGCGACGGCAACGACGUCCUCGCCGUGCGCGAGUGCGUCAAGUUCCUCAAGGAGUGGACGGGCGCCAACAAGGGCCCGAUCUACGUCGAGAUGUGCACGUACCGCUACCACGGCCACUCGAUGUCGGACCCGGGCGUCACCUACCGCAACCGCGAAGAAAUCUCGUCCAUGCGCGCGUCGCGCGACCCGAUCGAGAGCGUCAAGAAGCGUCUCUUGGACGCCAACCUUGCGACCGCCGACGAGAUCAAGGAAAUCGAAAAGGAAGUCCGCAAGGAGGUCGUCGAGGCGACGAAGGAGGCCAAGGCCGAGGGCCGCCCCGACGAGGCGAUCGCCUUCAAGGAUAUUUACACGGACGGCAACGGCAACAACGAGUUCCCCGAGUUCAUCCGCAUGCCCGACUUCAAGAAGAGCCUCUACAACGGCAAGCCGCGCAACUAAACCCCUCGUUUCCUCUACCUCUAAUACAUCAUACAGGCGUCUCCCUCUA